AUGUUCUCUGUCAGGGAUUUUUGGAGGCGGCAUAGGAGGAAGAUUCUCAUCUCUGUCGGUGUUUUAGGAGGUGGCUAUUGUUUGUAUAACCUUUAUGAUGUUCAUAGGCAAAAGCUCCAUGGCCUCGAGAGGGAACUUCAAGUUCAGAGAGAAACUGAGGAGCGUAUAAAGGAUCAGAUGCAAGCUCACUUUGAGAAUAUUCAGAGAAUUUCUGAUACAAUUACAUUACCUCAUUCUAUGCACCACCUAAGUUGCCGGAUAUCAGAAGAGUUGAAUCUUUCUCACCUUCUUGAGAGGCUAAUGCAGGGAAAGGGUCAGCCCAACGCUUUAACACAAUCAGAGAAACUAGAUUUAUGGGGUAGACUCAAGAUUUUAAGUUUCACAAGAAUGGCGUUGUCAAUUUGGGCAACAGUAAUGCUUUGCUUGUAUACAAAAGUUCAAGUCAAUAUACUAGGAAGGCAUCUAUACAUCGAUACUGCACGAAGCUUUGAAACCGCUAAUUUAAUGGAAAGUGGAGAUGUGGUCGAUGGUGAGGGCCAGCAGAAAUUUCUAGGAAGUGUUGAUUUUCUCUCUCAGCAUGGUAUGCCUGCCUUGAUUUCGGACAUGGAGGCGGCAACAAAAGAAGUUCUCAAAGGAAAGCAGUUGACUAGUCUCUUCAACUAUACAGCAUUUCAAGAAACCAUCACACAGAUACUGAACACUUUCAUGAGCAGAGGGAGUCCAUUUUUCUGGGUCAAAUAUAUGAUACCUGAGGAUGCUAAAUUACGUUCCACGGCCUCUGGGAGUAAUGACACAGGUCCAUUUUAUAUUACUGAAUUUGAACAACUCAUGAUGGAAGCACAUGCAGUAUUAUCAAGUGCUGAAUUUGGGAGCGUUAUAGAUAUAUCUCUGAAAGCUGUGGUGGAUACACUGGCGGAGCAGAUGGGGACUACAACCGUGCCGUUGGCGAGAGCAUUGCCCCAAAUUGCACAGAUGUGUCCUUUGCUCCUCGAAGAACCCAGUAAAAAUCAGUUCAUCCAAAUCAUUAAUAAUAUACCAGAGGUUGAACUUUUUCUCACUUUUCUCUAUGCAAACAUACCAAGUGCAGAGAGCCUAGUGCAUAAUGAUUAG
Molecule: messenger RNA, 1110 nt
Organism: Lathyrus sativus (Indian pea)
Lineage: Eukaryota; Viridiplantae; Streptophyta; Magnoliopsida; Fabales; Fabaceae
Source: the annotation of a GenBank genome assembly